Molecule: messenger RNA, 1305 nt
Organism: Corticium candelabrum
Lineage: Eukaryota; Metazoa; Porifera; Homoscleromorpha; Homosclerophorida; Plakinidae
Exons: 1
Coding region: 1-1305 (434 amino acids)
Molecular function (GO): nucleic acid binding
Source: RefSeq, a predicted model, not a curated record
AUGAUAGCCAAUGUGCAUGAAUUCUUUGACAAGGAGAAGAGAGAAGAACAACCAAUCAUGGUUGGUAACGUCCUCAGGAGAACCUCAGAGGCACUAAAGGUAUCAGAGUGGUCUAUCUGUAAUGUCUUGAAAGAACAGCAUGUUGAAGGUGAUGUAAGCAGUCCUGCAAAGAAAGGGCGUAAACCAAGUUGUGGUCCUGCUCAACAACAAACAGAUAACUUCCUGGAAGGAGUGAUACGUCAAAGAGUGCACAGAUUUUACACGAACAGUGAGCUUCCAACAAUGAAGAGACCCCUAUUGGUGUUACGAGAUAAUGUAGACUACCCCUAUGGUAGAUCUACGCUAUACACAACAGUCAAGAAGAUGGGUUUCAGGUACAAAACACGUAACAAGAAGACAGCACUGUAUGAACAACACAGAAUCAUCGCUGCGUGUCAUGAAUACCUCAGGAAAAUUCUGACUUUCCGUUCUGAGGGCAGGCCAAUAGUCUACCUCGAUGAAACCUGGCUCAAUGCUCAUCAUACUCGUGAGCACUGUUGGAUAGACUAUGAUGGCAAAGGCGGCUUAUGUGUGCCAUCCGGAAAAGGUGGUAGAUUGAUCAUACUUCACGCAGGAUGGGAACAGGGAUGGAUUGCAGAUGCAGAGUUGGUCUUUAGAGGAAAAACUGGAACUGGAGACUACCACCAGGAGAAGAAUACAAAACACUUCAUGGAGUGGUGUGAGAAGAAGCCCAUCCCCAACUGUCCUUCUCGCUCUGUCAUCGUCCUUGACAGUGCCAAAUACCACAACAGUGUGGUAGAAAAAAUCCCUACAAAGAGCAGCACCAAGAAGGCAAUGACGGACUAUUUGGACAGUCACAAUAUCUCAUACGACAAAAAAAGGCUCAAAGCAGAAAUCUUCAUGCUUAUUAAAGCAUGUAACCCACAGAUUACGUACCUGACAGACGUUGUCACGGUCGAGAAGGGCCACCGAGUUCUUCGACUUCCAGUUGGCCAUUGCGAACUAAAUCUGACAGACCUCGUAUGGGCACAAGUGAAAGGCUAUGCUGCAGCGAACAACAAGGACUUCACAAUGGCAGUAAUUGAGAGAUUUGCCAAGGAAGGAAUCCAAAACGUGGCUGCUGAGAAGUGGAAGAAGUGCGUUGACUAUGUAAUUAGGGAAGUAAAGUUGCAUUAUAGAACCUAUGAUGGCAUUGUAGAACAAGUGGUAGAGAGGCUAGUGAUAGAAGUAAGUAACAAUGACUCCUCCAGGUCUGAAAGCGAGGAGAUCUUUGUUUCUGACUCUGAAGACGUCACAGACAACUAA